Molecule: messenger RNA, 1449 nt
Organism: Rhopilema esculentum
Lineage: Eukaryota; Metazoa; Cnidaria; Scyphozoa; Rhizostomeae; Rhizostomatidae
Product: protein FAM228B
Source: RefSeq, a predicted model, not a curated record
AGUGUAAUAGAUGCACCUUGAUUUACAGGAAAAUCAUGGAACAGAAGAAAGGAAUCGCCUGGACUGAUUUGUGGAAAAAUUUCAUAGUGUUGAAUCAGUUUCACUGUGUGGUCAUUCCCUGGCUUAAAGGAGGUAAAAUAUUUAAAGUGGCAGAUGGAAAGGAUUUUGCUUCACAGAGAGGAUGAAAUCAAGUUUUCCUUUCAUGAAUAAGCUGAACGCCGUCUUCUCUUGUUUGGGUUGGAUGCUUAAAUGCUUCUACCAGGUCUUCUAUAUCAGAAGUCGAUAGCUAAAACCAAAAUAAUUGAAGUACCAAGAACUGCAGCCAGUUCAGGGAUUGUAAGCAUCCAUUCACUUCGACCACUGGAGGAAAUUCUGUUGGAUAAAACGGCCGGUCACCCAUCAAGGGAGGGAGAAGCAACAACCAGGAGAAAAUCAGAGCGGUCAAAGUCAGCAGGAUGCAUCCCUAGCCAUCAAGAUGGAAAGACAUUGAGGCACAACUCUGAACUCUUGAAACUAGACAUCAAAAGCUGGCUGAGUGAAAAGUCAGCCAAGAGUAUUCAAGAGAAAACUGAAUAUGAAUCAAGCACAGUGCGAAAUCUAUACAACACCUUAUUAGAUAAUGAAACAGAACUAGUAGAGAGUGUUGAUGAUUAUCUUGCUGAGACUGAAGAGCUCCAAAGGCGAAAGAGGUAUCUUCUGAUGAAAGACUGGACUGAAAAUGUUUACAACCCACUAAAGGCAAGUAUAGACAAAGAAAUGGAAAGUAAAAAUUAUAGAAGACUUGACAAAGGGAAAAGGAAGAUUUACAAAGAUUACCUUGCUUACAGCAACAGAAAAGGAAAUGUUUUUCUUGAUACAAUGUCAUACGAGGAAUAUGACCCUCUCGCAAUCAGUGGACAUCGCCCGGGACCAUUAAAAGUUGUCAUGAAGAAGCCCAGCGACCCCUUACAGUUUCAAGCCGCAAAGCGAGAUGAUGAAGAAAGGGUCGUAAUCUCUUGUCAAACGGGUCUCGAGUUGACAGAUCGUGAAAUAGAACAAUUCCGACUGCCACCGUUGCCGUUAGUACCCCUCGGACGACAUGGCACUGGGUGUGGUAAGCUGUUAGAAAUGGAGCUACAUGACAUUCAAAGCGAUGUUAGACAACGCAGUCAAAGAAGAAUGCUUGGAAUCAGAACAAAUAGUGACAUUGAUUUUGAAGCUUGGCAAGAUGCUGCAUUGGAACCUAACGUGAUUGACAAAGAACUUCGUUCUAGGAAAAAGAAGCAGUUUCAAGAAAAACACGAAAGCACUAUUCUUCUAACAUAGAAAUAAGUGUAUAGGGCCUAGUUUUUUAAUGAAUAAUCCAUACUGAAUAAAUUUUUUUAUCAUAUAUUUACAGGAGAAUUUUGAAAAAUAUAUUGAUUUUAUGAAUCUUGCUUAGAUUUUUCAGAAUGUUUGAUAGUUUUGGAG